CCCGAGGAGGACAUGCUGCGCGUACAGGUCGCGGGGGCCAAGUGCAUGGCGCCUUGCGCGAGGGCGCUGGAGCGGGGCGUUCGUGUGCCGGCGGCCGACGGCCAAGCCGCCUUCGAGGUGCAGGCCCAGUCGACCUUCGAGGCCAGCGUGGCGCUGGUGCUCCGCUUCCUGGUCGACAGCGACCUGGGCGGGGGCCGCUGGGUGGAGCUGGCGGCGGGGCGUUACGCCGCGAGCCCCGGGCCCAGGGCGACCACGGCGCAGCUGGAGGUGGACGUCGCGAUGGACGCCGCGGAGCCGCCGCUCCAGGCCGUCCCCCUGGACACCGACGAGGGCUCCUCCAUACCGCCAGUGCGCGUCGCCGCCGUCGAGGUGCUGGCGGACGCCGACGACGCACUGCGGGCCGCGUCCGUCGUGGUGUCGGUGCAGGGCCGCCGCGGGCGCCUGGCGCGCGCG
This is a messenger RNA of Prorocentrum cordatum, 453 nucleotides long. Lineage: Eukaryota; Dinophyceae; Prorocentrales; Prorocentraceae. The record is from the annotation of a GenBank genome assembly.